Molecule: messenger RNA, 3114 nt
Organism: Ramularia collo-cygni
Lineage: Eukaryota; Fungi; Ascomycota; Dothideomycetes; Mycosphaerellales; Mycosphaerellaceae
Exons: 5
Coding region: 1-3114 (1037 amino acids)
Source: RefSeq, a predicted model, not a curated record
AUGCGUCUCCUUUUAUCUACCUCUAUCUUCUUGCAUGGAGUUCUCGCCAUCGGCCAGAAGCCUAUUGUUACAUUCGAUGAUUCUGGUCAUUUCCUAGCUAGCCAAAGCUCUUUCGUUACGAUCCACGCCGAUCAGAAUGACUGGCCGGCCGUGCUCCGAGUGUGUGAUGAUCUUGCCAUGGAUUUUGGCCGUGUUACGGAUGCCAAUGGCUCUGUGGUACUUCAUGGAGACGGCAUGUCAGGGAUGAAUGCGAGCAUGAUCUUUAACAUAACCGGCAGAUCCAGUUUUGGCAUUACGAGCGAAGCCGAGAAUGCUGGCGGUGCCAUCAUUACAGGCACAAUCGGACACUCAUCUCUUGUCGACGGUCUCAUCGCUCAAGGCAAACUUAAUGUGACAGAGAUUCAAGGCGGCUGGGAAUCGUAUGUAUCUUCAGUUGUAUACGACCCUGUGCCGGGCGUACCUGAAGCUCUUGUCAUUGCAGGAUCUGACCGUCGAGGUACGAUCUAUGGACUUUACACCAUCUCGGAACAGAUCGGAGUCUCCCCUUGGUAUUACAUGGCAGAUUCUCCGCCUCAGAAGCACAGCCAGAUCUAUGCCAGUAAUGUCACCGUCGUACAGGGUCCUCCUUCUGUCAAAUAUCGUGGGUUCUUCAUCAACGACGAGGCUCCAGCUCUCGUCGGAUGGAUCGAUUCGAAGUUCCCUCCAUCUCCUUGGGGACCUGGCUUUGGUGCAGAGUACUAUAGUCUCAUCUUUGAGCUAUUGCUCAGACUUCGUGCCAAUUAUCUCUGGCCGGCGAUGUGGAAUAGUAUGUUCAACAUCGAUGACCCUAGGUCACAGGCCCUAGCCGAUCAAUAUGCUGUGGUCAUGGGCACAUCCCACACUGAGCCGAUGAUGCUAUCAACCAAGGAGUGGAACGAGUUCGGAGACGGACCAUGGCAGUGGAGCACCAACAAUGAAUCCAUCUACCCUUUUCUGGCAGAGGGCGCCGCAAGAUCGAAACCGUAUGAGGGUGUUCUGACGAUGGGAAUGCGAGGUUCUGGUGAUACUGCCCUGGCUCCUGGUAUCGAGACCGCAGUUCUUGAAAGCGUUGUGGAGGCACAGACGGAGAUCCUUACAGCUCUUUGGGGCAAUGAAUCGGUGCAGGACCCUGCUACUGUCCCUCAAUUGUGGUGUCUGUACAAGGAGGUACAAGGCUACUACGAAGCGGGCAUGGAUGUCUCUGAGUAUAUCACGCUGCUCUGGACCGACGACAACUGGGGCAAUAUCCGGCGUCUGCCAUUGCAGAAUGAGACUAGUAGGAGCGGAGGCGCCGGCGUCUACUAUCAUUUCGACUACGUAGGAGACCCGCGGAAUUAUAAAUGGCUGAAUUCAAUUUCAAUGGAGAAAACUUGGGAGCAGUUACAUCUUGCGUAUGAGCGGGACGCGCGCCGGAUCUGGAUUGUCAACGUUGGAGACGUGAAGCCUCUGGAGCUGCCUAUCAGCCAUUUCUUCGAUCUAGCAUACGACAUCACACUCUGGGACCACAAUAGCGUGCCCUCAUACCUGGAUUCGUGGGCUUCGAGAGAGUUUGGAUCCGAUGUGGCUCACGAGAUAGCACUAUUGAUGGCAAAUUAUUCACAGGCAGCCGGCAGACGCAAAUUUGAGCUUGUCGAUCCGAACACAUACAGCCUCAUCAAUUACAACGAGGCCGACAGGAUCCUUCAGGAGUGGAAUACCAUGCAAACUGCCGCCGAAGCUAUUAUGGCCAAAUUACCGACUGAAACUCAGCCUGCAUUCUUCGAAACUGUUCUCCACGCCGUCGCUGCUGGCCACGUUUUCAACGACAUUAUGAUCAGUGCUGCAAAGAAUAAUCUCUAUGCCAGGCAAGGUCGGAAUAGCGCAGAUCUGAUGGCUCAGCACGUCCACGACCAGUUCGGGCACGACCGUGAGCUUACCGAGCGAUACAACACUCUGCUUGACGGAAAAUGGGAGCAUAUGAUGGAUCAGACGCAUUUGGGCUACGAAUACUGGCAACAGCCAAUGCGUCAGCGGCUCCCUGGAUUGCAACACAACAUGCCUACUGAAGCAAGCCUAGCUGGACACUUUGGCGUCAGCAUUGAGGGGAGCAAUGCUACUGUUCCUGGAGACGACAAGUACCAUGCUCUUUCCUCCAAUAGGCUUACCAUGACGCCCUUUGUUCCGUACGGUCCAGAGUCACAGUGGCUGGAGAUUUACAGCACCGGCACUGAGGCAGUGAAUUACAGUAUCGCAGCCAAUGCAACCUUUGUGCACUUCACAGAGACAUCCGGACAUCUUCUGUCCGACGGCUCGAGGGAUACGCGCAUUUAUGCUACCUUCGAUUGGGACAGUUGUCCGGAGGGAAGUGGUAUGGUUCUGGUGAACAUCAGCACCACAAGAGACAACUCGACUCAACUUCGUGAAGAAACUCAAUAUGGGACUCAAUACAGCAUGCCACAACUCAUGCUGCCCUUCCACAAUGUGAAGGUACCCUCCAACUUCAGCAAUGGCUUCGUUGAAUCGGACGGCCACGUCUCUAUGGAGCUCGCACAUUACAGCUCCAUCACUUCGACUUCGAGCGAGGUCGCUUACGAGAUUAUCAACGGACUCAGUCGCACUCUCUCCGGUAUCACCCUCUUCCCAGUCACAGCGGAGUCCCAAUCUGCACCCGAAGCGCCAGGUCUCGAGUACAAAAUCUACACUUUCACCGACCUCAGCGAAGGAAUUCCCGCAGCUCCACAUCUCAUCGACGCUGGAAUUCCAACCGGAAUGGCUUCCCCAGCGAAUCUCAUAAACGUUACAAUAGUCACAACGCCAUCCUUGAAUACUAUCCCCGAGAGACCUCUCAAGUACGCGGUACAAUUCGACGAGGAAGACAUUCACACUGUGCAAUAUGUGAUUGAUCAGCCCGACGGUGCGAACCCUGUAGGGUGGUUGAAAGCUGUGGCGGAUAAUUCUUGGAAGAGCACCUCAAAUUUCACGUAUAGUGGACCUGGGGAACAUACGCUGAGGGUGUGGGCGUUGGAGCCUGGUGUUGUGCUUAACACUGCUUGGAUCAAUCUUGGAGGUGUUAGAGAUAGCUAUCUUGGGCCUCCGGAAAGUAAGAGGAUUCCAUGA